UUUGAGGCUACUUUUGAAUCUCAGAGCCUGCUGGAGAGAUUUGAGUUCGUGAUUGAUUUCCCACAGGAACAGCGUCGCGGAACAGUCGAGGAACUCCAUUCGAACUGAAUGGAUUGGCAUGGGGAAGAGCGGAUCUCAAAACCGGGCUAAUCGGCGGCUUUGGGUCUCGAUAUAUCUUGUGAUGGUUUUCCUUUCCUUGUGGCUCGGACCAGUGCACUGCCAGCAGUGCCGGAUCCAGCGCUGCAAUGCAGAGUACGUGGCCUCAACGUCGCCCUCUGCUGGCAUGCAGGAGGAACCGCAGGCCAGCGUGGACUACUGCAUAGCGCUGCGUGCCUACUCCCUGUGCACCCGCCGCACGGCGCGCGGUUGCCGGGGUGACCUGGUCUACCACUCAGCUGUCUUCCGCAUCAAGGAGCUCUUCUCCCAGCACAACUGCUCCAGCGACGGCCCCACGUCCUCGGCCAAGGCGGCCGCCACCUCGCCGCCCACCGCGUCGGUGCUGUGCGACUACGUGAGCCGGACACUGGCCCCACAGGGGAAGUACGCCCACUGCGGGCUGUUCGGCGACCCGCACCUGCGCACGUUCAGAGACGAGUUCCAGACCUGCAAGGUGGAGGGCGCCUGGCCCCUCAUCGAUAACCACUACCUGUCCGUGCAGGUGACCAAUGUGCCCGUCGUGCUGGGCUCCAGCGCCACAGCCACCAGCAAGAUCACUGUGAUCUUUAAGGCUUUCCGUGGCUGUACGGAGCAGAAGGUGUACCAGGCCACCACGGAGGACCUGCCUUGUGCUUUCCUGGACGGGACCCGCAGCAGCGGGGAGGGGGGCAGCUUGUGGAUCGGCGAGCGGGACGGCGCGGGGGGCCGGCAGGUGCAGAUCCAGGCCCGCUACAUCGGGACGUCCAUGAUCGUGCGGCGGGUGGGCCAGUACCUGACCUUCGCCGUGCGCAUGCCGGAGGACGCGCUGGGCUGGGCGGAGGAGAGCGGUGGGCUGCAGCUGUGUCUGCACGGCUGCCCGCGGAGUGAGCUCAUCAGGGAACACAUGCUGAGCCGUCCGGCUCCCAGCCCCGCCCCUGGCCCCACCCCUGCCCCUGCCACGCCCCACCGCCAGGCCUACAGCGUGGAGCGGGCCGCCGCCAUGUGCCGGGAGACCCUGCAGGUAGAGGACGUGUACUUCCAGUCCUGUGUCUUCGACCUGCUCACCACGGGGGACCCCGAGUUCUCCCUGGCUGCUUUCGGGGCUCUGGAGGACCUCAAGGCCCUGCCCCCCAGCAGGCUCAAACAGAGCUCCCCCAGGACACCCCGACUCUCUAACACCGCCCCGCCCGGGACAGGCGUCAGGCCCGCCACCCUCAUCCCCCUCCUGGCCUGGCUGAUCCCAGCUCUGCUGCUCUUGUAA
Messenger RNA from Megalops cyprinoides (Indo-Pacific tarpon), 1396 nucleotides. RefSeq names its product RGM domain family member B-like. The coding region runs from base 119 to 1396 and encodes 425 amino acids. Gene Ontology annotation, molecular function: coreceptor activity. Gene Ontology annotation, cellular component: plasma membrane. The transcript is spliced from 3 exons. NCBI's taxonomy places the organism in Eukaryota, Metazoa, Chordata, Actinopteri, Elopiformes, Megalopidae. Gene Ontology annotation, biological process: BMP signaling pathway. The record is from RefSeq and is a predicted model, not a curated record.